GUUAACAUUCAAUUGUCCACUCCUCUGUUGUCUCCUGUUCCCACUUUCCUCUUCCAAAUUCGAAUUUCAAAUCCCAUCUCUCCCCUCCCUUUCCUCUGCUUUCUCUCCCAAUCACUGCUCUUUCAGCUCCUCCUCCUCCUCUGCACCUCUGCACUCCCACUCCACUCAAUUCAAUCUCUCUCUCUCUCUCUCUCUCCGUGUUUCAGUUUGCUUGUGUCAUUCAGUUUGAUGGGUGCUUCAGGGAAAUGGCUGAAAUCACUCAUCUCCCACAAGAAGUCGCCCCAAAGCGACCCAGAAAACGCGGGGCUUGCGGAGAAGGGCAAGAAGAAAUGGAGGCUAUGGAGGAGUGCUUCGGAUAGCUUGACCUUGAACAAGGACCCGAAAGUAGGACCAAUGGCUCAGUCUGAGCUGUCCUCAUCCUCUUCCUCCUCCCAUGAUCCUGCAUUGACCGCGGCAAUGGCUACCCUGGCCCGGGCCCCUCCGAAGAACUUCAUUGCCGUAAAGAGGGAAUGGGCUGCCAUCCGGAUCCAAACCGCAUUUCGGGCAUUCUUGGCGAGACGUGCUCUGAGGGCAUUGAAGGCAGUCGUUCGGAUUCAGGCGAUAUUCCGAGGCCGACAAGUCCGGAAACAAGCUGCUGUGACCCUACGGUGCAUGCAGGCUCUUGUACGGGUUCAGGCUCUGGUCAGGGCACAGUGCUCGGGCAUGUCUUCAGAUGAAAGGAAGCCCGAUCCAAUUAAGCAAGCAGAGCAAGGAUGGUGUAAUAGCCCGGGAACUCUUGAAGAAGUGCGCUCGAAGCUGCAGAUGAGGCAAGAAGCAGCCAUCAAGAGGGAGAGAGCAAUGGCUUACUCCCAAUCCCAACAGCAAUUGAGAUCUGGUGCCAGCCCGAUGAGAGUUAACAAAGCAGCGUGUCCGCUAAGGAAUCAACAGUUUGAUAAAAAUGGUGGCUCGGAUUGGAGCUGGUUAGAGCGCUGGAUGGCAUCGAAACCGUGGGAGAACCGGUUCCUGGCGGAGAGAACUGGAGACUUCUCGACUGGUUCCCAUUCCCUUUCUUCCGAGUUCGACUCAGUGAAGGUGAGACGGAACAACAUGACCACCAAAGUCUCCGCUGCUAAGCCUCCAUUUCUAGGACCAAUCACAAGCUCCUUUUCCGACCCCAUCUCGGGAUCCGUCUAUGGUGAAACCUCAACAUCGACUUCAACAUCAGAAGCGUCCCGCACUCCAAUGACCGGGGAAAGUACUCUGGAAAAGCCGGGAUAUAUGUAUCUCACCGAGUCAUCUAGGGCUAAGCUAAGGGCAUAUAAGUAUGCCAAUCUUCACAACAUGAGGAGCCACUUAACGGCAGAUUCCCAAUUUUGCAACAAAUCGAUGGCCCUAUCUUCCUGUGGGGACACAAGGAGCAUUGCGGACUCGAACCCGAACCCUUUGGUGUUCUUCUCGCAGGAUCUCUACCCGGCUCAGCAUUCAGAAGGGCAGAUCUGUACUAGUAACCGAAGAUUCUAAUGAGUGUCUGCUUAUGUCGCGAGUUCAACAGCUUGUUGUGACUAGAAACCUCGACCGACAGGUUUUAUUGUAUUUUUAGUUCCGAAGUGUUGGAUGAGUAACCCGUAUAGGUAUAGAAUCACACAAUCAUUGGAUUGUUACUGAUGAGUGGUAUUAUAUGAACUUAUUUUUCAAGAGAGUUGUCCAUCUUUCGGGUUUUUCGUAUCUGUUGACAGAACUUAAUGUAACAUUUACAAAGCAAAAGAGGUUUGUGUUUGGAUUGUUGUACGA
Messenger RNA from Punica granatum (pomegranate), 1770 nucleotides. The record is from RefSeq and is a predicted model, not a curated record. Lineage: Eukaryota; Viridiplantae; Streptophyta; Magnoliopsida; Myrtales; Lythraceae.